AUGGAAGUGCCGAUUAUAUCUCAAAUCAUAGUGACAUGUGGCAACAACAUUGGCAAAAACAGAAACAACAACUACUUCAGCAGCAACAACCACAACCGCCACGCAACAACACUUUCAGACGACGUUGAAAUCAGCAACGACGACAACUACAACAGCAGCAGCCACAACCACAACAGCAACCACAACCACAAUAGCAGCCACAGCCACAACAGCAGCCACAACCACAACAGCAGCAAAAUCACGAGCGCACACGAAACUGAUCUUUCUCAAGAUCGUAAAACAAAUAUGAGCACAACUGAUACACCAACAAUAUUUGCCGUCAGUGUGGCGUCUCAGCAAACAACCUUUAGCAACAACAACAACAACAGCAACAACAACAACUUCGUCAACAACAAUACUGACAGCAAAAACAACAACACUUACAAUGAUAACAUGAGUAUCAUAAACAACGACGCCAAACAUAUUAACGAUAAUGACUACGAUACAACUGACACAUUCGCAAAAAACAAUUUCAUUGACAUUAAUAACAACACAAACAACAAUGUCGAUAAUAACAACAGUAACAGCCACAUCAACAACAGUAUCAACGACAACACUAACAUCAAUCACAUCAAAAACGACUGCCACAUAAAAGACACCAGCCACAACAGCUGCUACUACUACUACCAAAACGUCGGUCAAACUUUCAAUCACUACAGAAGUAAUAUCUCUAUGAUAGAUGAAUUGAGCAAACACAAAGUUUUUGUAUCCAACGACUCUGGCAACAAUGAUGUCAACAACAACGACAACAAAAACAAAAAUGUUGGCAACUCAAAUGCUGCUAGAAAUAUUUUUAAUGGUUACAACAACAUCACUAACACUAACAACACAAAAAACAACAUCAACAAUAACAACAUCAACAACAACGACGCAAACAAAAACAACGACGAAAACAACAACAUCGCAAACAACAACAACAGUUUGAAAUGUGAUAAUAUCGAAACAACAGACUCGAUAUAUGAUGGAAGACUUGAAAGGAUUGACGAAUUAUACGUCAGCUACAAUAAAAACAACAAUAAAAACAACAGCAGCAACAACAAUACCAACAAAAUUUUUGAAAAUAAUGUCGUCACCAAUAUCGCCUGCCAUGGUUUUGGUAAUCAAAACGAAACCAAAUGUGCUGAUCAAAUUAACACCAACAACAUUAACAAUUGCACUGCCAAUAACAUUAACAACAACGAAAUUAACAAAAAUAUUAUAAACGAUUUCAAGAGCGAUAUUAGUUGCACUGCUUACAACAACAAAAACCUCAACAACGACGUCAAUAUAAUAGCAAAAAAAGACAUUAAUAGAGAGAGUUACAAGCAUUUUAACGGCAGGAAUGACAUUAAUUUUUACGCUGAACAAAAACUCGACAUCAACAACAGUUCAAACCACAAAUACAACAACAUAAACAACAGCAGCAACAACAACAUCAUCAACAACAUCAACAAAAACAUCAACAACAAUCCAAACAACAGGAAAACAAACGAUGACGUAAUAAACAACAGCUCAAACAUCGGAAAGGGAAAAACUCAGAAACGACACAGAGAAUUUGAAGACGAUGACGACGACGAUGAUGAAUGUGAUGUCAACAAUAACAUUGAUGUCAGUGAUGACAUUGAUGAUAAUGAUAAUAACGCUAGCCACAAUGCAAAUGGCAACGUUAAAAUAAAUGAAGAUUUUGAUUUUAGUUACAACUUAUCAAAACAUAAAAAGGAUCGCAUUCGUAAAUUUAAGCAAAAUUAUAAGAAAAGUAAAUUUGUAGGGCAGUAUAACAUUAACAACAGCAACAACAACAACGAUACCAACAACAACAUCAGCAACGAUGACAACAUCAACAUAAUUGACGACAAUACGCUUGAUGUCAUGAUGACAAACUGUGAUGACCAGACAAGUGAUAACAAAAUUAACGCUACGGACGACAGUAAUAAUGACAAAGAUGAUGACGACCGCAAAAAAGUCAACGACUUCAGCAGGCAAAUCAAUUUGACAAGAUAUGAUGACGAUAGUGCCAAUGAUGAAGAGGACGAUGAUGGAAAGAAAAAUAAUAAAAAUAUUUUUAAAUACAAAAACAAACUUCGCGAUGAAUUUCUUGAGAGAGUAAAUAACGAUGGGUUAAAAAUCAACAGUAAUCAUUUUUUUAAUGAAAUCUAUGACCCAAACAAUAAUCUCAAUAAAACUGACGGUGAUAGAAACAUAACUUUUAGCGAUAAAAAUGACAAUACUACUAAUAAUAUUAACAACAAUUUGAAUAACAACAACAACAAUAAUUUGAAUAACAACAACAAUAACAACAACAACAAUAAUAAUAAUAAUAAUAAAGGUGAAGGAUUGUCAUCACCGUUAUCUUCACCGUCCUCAUCUCCUCGUUCGCUAACUCCAUCAUCACCCACGUCAAGAAAGUCAUUGUCGCCAGCGUAUUUGCCAACCCCAAACACAAACAUACUCGAUUCCAUACACUGGCUAGCCAAACAACACUACAACAACUGGUUCAACUGCAAUGUCUUCAAUAACAGCAAUAGCAACAACAACAUAAAUAACAUUAACAUCCAUGACAGCAACUUCAAUGGCAACAACAACUCAUUUGAAAAUAUUAGCAAAAAAGUUUGUUUCACGAAUCAAGAUAAUGCUCAUAUGAAGGACAGUAUAUUUAAUGUCAACAACAAUAAUGAUAUGAGCAACCAUAACAAUAAUAUCUACGACAUUGAUUGCAACAACAACAUUCACCGUGCUAGAAACAACAACAUUAAUCACACUAACUACACUAACUAUCAACUAAUUCAAACUAAACAAGAUUAUGAAACGAAGAAGGAAAACGACGAAGACAACGAUAGUAAAAAAGUUAACGACAUCAAUAACUACAAAAAAGAUAACAGCAAUGAAAAUGAAAACAACAACAACAACAGCAACAACAACCACGACAACCACAACAACAACCACAACAACAACAACCACAGCAACAACAACCACAGCAACAACAACCACAACAACAACAACAACCACAGCAACAACAACAACCACAACGACGACGGCAUCAAAACAUCAUCCACUGAUUCGCCAACUUUCACGAUCAGUCCAUCGUCGCCAGUUCAAGGACCUCCACAGCAGUCAUUCACCUUCACCCCCCUGUCCUCACCCCCCAUGCGCUUCUUUAACCCCUACUACCACACCCUGGAGUUUGUUAAAAUGAUUCAAAAUCUUGCGGCGUAUCAUCAUCAUCAACAACAAAAACAGCAGCACCAACAACAACAGCAACAGCACCAACAACAGCGUCAAAUUUCUUCUUCCUAUCACCCGAUGAUGUCCUUUACUCAUCCAUUUCAUCUAAAUAACAUCAAUAUGGGUAGUUACAACUGCGAGGAAAAUAAAUACCAAGCAAAAAACAAAGACAUUGCAAACAAUUAUGACGAUAACAUCAAGAGAAACAACAAGAUUGAAGACAUCAACAAUUCAAAAUCAACGCAAAAGCCAACAUCAACUGAAGCAACAUUAACUAACAACGUUAAUGACAGCAAUAAAAAACGCCUCAACACAGCUAGCCAGCAGAAAACAUCAUCACAUCACAAUAAUGCUACUACGGAUCAACAGCCACUGAACACUUCAACAGCAACUACAACAACAACAACAUCGUCAACAACAGCAGCAGCAACAAAUUUUUACGCCUUAUCAACUUUUAAAAAUUUCUUCCCUUUCUAUCUCUCGCCGCUGCAGAACAUGAAUGCAAUUGCAGCGAGCACAGCGGCAGUAGCAGCCACUACUUCAAACAGCAACAUCAAUAAUAUUCCUUAUCUAUUCUACCCCUUCAAAACAGAUCCAGACGCGAUAACAUCAACAACAACCAAAACAAGACUGGAUGAACAGCUCGCAUUAUUUCGCAGCGCCUACAACAACAGCAACAGCAGCUGCAACAAUAACCACAGUUUAUACAGUCAUUAUCAACAGCACCAUGCCAACUCGUUCUACCUCCACCACCACCACCACAACAACAGCAACAACAACGAUAACAUCAACAUGACAAACAACAACAACAACAACAUGCAUUUUUCAGCAUUAACAACAAACUUCUGGUCACGUGAUCCUAACAUGGCGACACCGUAUGACAUCAAGCCGGAAGUGAAGUCGACACUGACUGUCAACAAAUCAACGUCGUCAUCCUCUUCAUCAUCUGCUUCCAGACAUGAAGCAGCAAAACACUCGUCGUCAUCGUCGUCAUCAUCGUCAUCAUCCUGCAAACGCAACGAACCAUGUCGUGUUAUCAAAUUAGCAGACGGACGAACGGUUUACCACUGUUCACUCUGCAAGAAAUCCUUCACAAACCUCGUUGACGCUAACAGACACAUGGAGUUCCAUGAAGCAGAAACAACGCAACAACAACACAACACCAGAAACGAGAACGUUAAAAAUCAAAUAAACGCUGGCAUAAAAAUGCGCUGGCUUGUUCUCGUCUGCUCGUUCAUUUUCGCGCCUUUUUUCAUCUUACAGUUGCUGCUGUUGAUGUUUUUAUUGCAACUUUACGCUGACGUUUACGAGCCGCUAUUUUUUACUUCAUUGUUUCGUUAG
Helobdella robusta is the source of this 4581-nucleotide messenger RNA. RefSeq lists its product as hypothetical. The coding region runs from base 1 to 4581 and encodes 1526 amino acids. The record is from RefSeq and is a predicted model, not a curated record. Lineage: Eukaryota; Metazoa; Annelida; Clitellata; Rhynchobdellida; Glossiphoniidae. The transcript is spliced from 5 exons.